Molecule: messenger RNA, 4088 nt
Organism: Hemibagrus wyckioides
Lineage: Eukaryota; Metazoa; Chordata; Actinopteri; Siluriformes; Bagridae
Gene: dbf4b
Product: DBF4 zinc finger B
Exons: 12
Coding region: 278-2617 (779 amino acids)
Biological process (GO): regulation of cell cycle phase transition; positive regulation of nuclear cell cycle DNA replication
Cellular component (GO): Dbf4-dependent protein kinase complex; nucleus
Molecular function (GO): zinc ion binding; nucleic acid binding; protein serine/threonine kinase activator activity
Source: RefSeq, a predicted model, not a curated record
UCAAUUCCAAAUCAAUCUUUCUUCCCUAUAUUCGUGCACUACGUGCUGUAUGUAGUCUCGGUUUCUGCACUCUACCUAGUGCACUAGAUGUGUGAUUGGGGGUUGAACCGCGAGGACAUUUCGGAGGGGAUUUUGAAAAGCUUUUACAUGGUUCUUGUUUAUGGAGCUUUGUUCCUGAACGUUUUGCUCCCGGUUGAAUGUUUAAACCGUGAUCUUUUGUUAUUUUCACCGUCUCCUGUAAUUAAGCCUUCUUGUUAAAAAAAGGUGAAGUGGUGUAAUGCAGCGUGCGUUUGCUGUGUGUGAGCCACUGGGUGCUCUUGUGCCUGGGCCACGGCCACUGGAGGGGAAGUCCUUUUACCUGGAUGAGGUGAAGAGUCAAUCAUGCGGUAUCCUCACCAAACUCAUCAUUCGCCUCGGAGGGAAAGUGGAGAGUUUCCUCUACAAGGAUGUGAACGUUGUCAUCACGGGAAACAGGGAUGCCCUGACAGCCAUCACAGCCUCAUCAGGAAAGGUCAAAGGUUACAAUUCUCCUCGUGAACAGAGAGAGAGCGGGAAUGAUGCAGCUCGGCGCCCGGGGAUGCCAAGAGCACCGGUGUGCGGCAGCCGAGGAAAAGCCUUGUUAGAGAAAGCCAUCCGCAAUAACGAGCAGUCUCGGGGUGGUGUAUUGUCUAGCGCUGCCCGUUACUGGGGAGUGAAGAUCGUGUCUGUAGACCAGUUUAUGAAGGUUGUAGAGGAUCUGAGUUCACACCGCUCCACUCACACACACCGCAGGAGAGAGGAGAAGAAUUCGAGUUUAUGUGUCAUGAAAGCUGGCAAUCUGAAGGUGGACUUUGUGAAGGUGGAGGACUCGAGCAGGAAGUACAGGCCGCUGCAUUGCCAGUCUCUGGAUUUCCCCAUGCUGACCUACUCGAGAAGAUUCAGUCCUUUUGAGAAUCCUGCCCCAGUGCAGACUGGGAAGACAAGAGAAGACGAGCUGAGCAAGGAUAAAUUCAGAAAAGAUGAAGAGCCGAUCAGUAGCCAUGAUAAACCAUCAGCAGCUCCUUCCCCUAAAAUAUCUCACAAAAAGAAAACCCUGGGCUACUGCGAGUGCUGUCAGAAAAAGUACAGCGAUCAGGACGAGCACUUGCAGUCAGAUGUUCAUCGGAGCUACGUGGAGGACGUUAAUAACUACGCCGUGGUGGACCAGCUGGUGGCUGCUAUGGCUGACGUUUUUUCGGGAUGUAAAGAUCAACAGGUUGAUGCACUAAUUAUGAGGUCGCCAAGCAGCUCUGAGGCUCCGCCUUCUGAAAUGGAGAAACCACAUGGAGGUGAAAUGGAAAACUGUCAGGCAAAUCUAGAGGUAGAACCGGCGAACCAUGUGGAAGUCCAACAAGAACACGUAUGGGACACCUCAGUUCAACCUCAGGAGCCACAGGAACCCUGUAUAGAUGCUCCUCCUUCCACUUCCUUGGAAACCAAGUUUGUGAAUGAAAAACGAGACUCAACAUCAAACUCUGAAACCAGUAUUCCCAGUCCUGGUACACAGGAUGAUCUUAUUUUCGAUAAUAAACCUAUAGAGCUCACUUCACCUUCUUCAGGAGAUGGUCAUAAGCCCAAUACACUACAGGAGCCUGCAGAAAUCUCUCCGAGUCCUUUACCUAGCCUAGAAACAUUACUAAAUGAUAACAGAGAUUCAGCAACUUGUAUAAAAAGUCCCAAGAGACAUCAGGAAGAUAUUGUGAGUGAUUUACCUUCAUGUGCAUGGUUAAUAGAAAGGGAACAGACACCCCUGGUAGAAAUCACUUCUUGUUCUCCAUUGUUUCAUUCCCUGCCCCACUCAUUGGCCACGAGAAUUUCAGAUGGUGUGAACCCCAAGAAGCGCAGCAGAUCCUUUACCCUCAGCCCAAAGGCCUCAAAGGUGAGGCGGACUAACCUGUGGUCUGAUCCAUCCAACCAGAAAAGUGGUAUUGACGUCAGAUUUGAUCACACAGAACAAAGCACGAUUAACGGGCACACGGGGGCUAAUGAUAUCACCGAAUGUAAGCUUGAAACUGCAGUGCAGCAUCCUUCUCUGAACGCUUCCCUUAUCAACGUGGCAACUCCAGAGAAUGAUCAACAGGAAGAAUCGGUUUGUCAGAACCUAAAAAAUGAAGUGCAUGAUGUAUCAUCAGAACUCGGUCCUCCUGAGCUCUACCCUUUCUUCCAUGAUGAUGUCUACCAAAAUCAACCAUUUCUGGACCCUCCAAAACUUGCCCCUAGUGUCCCCGUUCCUUCUACAAAUAAGACCUCCAGCGCUUCUCUCCUGUCUCAGUCCUUCUCCUCUGUCUUCAUCGAGUCUGCACUUGUCCCGGACACUUUCUCCCCUGCUUCUUCUGAAUCAGAUUGGGAUUCCGGCCUCAUGUCACGGUUAGCACCCCCAGUUCACCUCCAGCCCAAAGGGGAUCACUGUGAGCUGGACUUGGGUCUGCUUCUGCAGAGUUCCUGCUCCGGGAUGCAGGACGGAAGCUAUGCGUCACGACUGUGUUCUGUGUUGCAGCCCACCGCUGCUUCAUCACACGCUGCUUUUAGAGAUCCGAAUACCAUCUACAGACCGAUCGAGACGAUGGACAGAAGGAUAAUUCAGAGCCUGGGAGUGUAGUAGCAGGACUGAGACCAAAAUUCUGUCCAUUUCUUACAAAAGUGAUCUCUGAGCUUGUAACACUGUAACAUCAGUUGAUGCUAAGAUGUUUCAUGUGUUGCGUUGCGUUAGCUAACCUCAAUGGGAUUAGCCUUGCCUGGGAGAACUUUCUGUAUUAUGGUCUUUUUCAUGCUUUAGCAGUAUAGUGAAGUCUACAAUGGGAUACGGGCGUUCUUCAAGAACCAUGAGGGAUAGGACUUGGGAACGAUUAUGCCAAGAGCACAAUAAUAAUCCAUAUCCCAAGUGGCUUUUUGCUAAAGAAUUUGCAUAGCAGCAGCAGCACUUAGGUCACGUUAAACUCUCCAGGUGACGUAACAUGACUAGGUUCGCCAGAUCUAUUCGCUAGCUUCACGGUCUGCUUUGUAAGCAACCACCAAACCGAAGGUUCCUGACGGCUGAAAGUGGUAGAGUACUUCAUCUUGCUUUAGCUAGGUUUGGCUCACGUGGGGUCGGCCAGUCAAGUGUAAUGAUCCCCUCAAAGCAUUUAUUAUCGAGAGCAUUAUCAUGUUAGCUAGUGCACAAAAGAGAAUAAGCUAAUCUGCAGUCGUUAUUAAGCAAUUAGCUUUAACUAUAGGAACCAACAGUUCAGGAUUACACUUUCCACGUCUUCUCGACCUUUUGGCCAGCAUAAAGAAGCUUUUUGUUCUCGUCUUUUCAUGAGCAGCGGUUGAGAGCGAGUGCUCGCGUUGCGUAUUUAAUGAAGUGCCGCUGCAGGGGGCGUCAGGCAAUUAGUGUAAGUGCUGCAUCUGGACGUGUUCCCGCUAAUACGGUCGGAGAUAAAGUGUCGGGUCAGCACUGGACUCCUGGACACAAGGACUGUCAUAAUACAGGCUGAAUAAACAGAUGAACUUGUCGUUUAUGUAACUGUAGUAAAGGACAGGCUGGAACAGACAUUUCACGUGAUUGGUUAAUAAGCUGGCAUAAAAGCACAGGAUGUUUUUUCCUAGACUGUUGAGAAUCUUGAGCAUCUACACAGACUCACUUUUAAAAAUACUUUUUUGCUGUUAAUCAAAAAUGAUUUGAGUGAGCCUCGUAAAUGAGGUUUGUAAACCCCAAAGGCUUUGGAAACAUUAGUUUUUGUGUGUGUGUGUGUGUGUGUGUGAGUUAGAGAGAAGUGUGUAGCAGUUUACUCUUCCCAGGUGAGAAAUGUCUGCCAAAUCUUGUUGAAUAUUUUAUGAACUUAAAAGUGAAAUGUUCAUUUUAUUCCAAAGUCCAUCACGCUGAACUCCACACUCAUGUGACUAAUCAGACGUUUUCUUUCUUUAAAAAUAAUCCAUUCUGAACAAGCAGAAAAAACAACUCCUGUGCUGGAACACAGACAUUAUGGAUCUGGGUGUUCAAAUUUUGUACGAUUUUUAGCAGUUUUUAUUGAUUUUUAAGAUUUUUUUUCAGCUGCCAUGUCACUGUUUUGAGAUCUUGGAUGUUUAUUGAA